AUAGUCACGGAAUUUUAGAGAGGAAUCUAAGGGUUGCGUGUGUAAGUCGUCUCUACAAUGGACGCUAUAACAUUCCGCUUGGCAGAGCCUGACGACUUCGAUGAAAUCGUUAAACUUUCUAAAGGAAUCUAUGAAGGACACGACUAUCUACCGUUAAAGUUUCACAAGUGGCUUCAAACAAACAAUAUGGCCGUCAUUCUGGCUCAUUCCAGCGACAACAAACUGAUUGGUUUAGUGGCAUACUCCAUUGUCGACGAUCAUCAAACAUUUGUUCGCCGCGCAGAACGCAUUCAUCAAGAUCUUCGUGGCCAGGGUCUUGUCAGAAAGCUCAGGGAAUAUGCGAGAAACCAUGCCAGACAGCGCUUUCCAAACCUAACACGAGUACGAUUUACGACCACAAGUGAGAAUGUGAAUUCUCAGCAUCAUAGAAAACUCCAGGAAUGGAAUAUUCUUGCAUAUGAGGUUGAGAUAAAAUACUGCAGGCAGGCGCCAGCGCCCAUGAAAAAAUCGGUCGAGAUCAAAUCAUACUCACGUGAAUAUUUCACGGAUAUUAUUCUUUCUAGCCUCGGAAGAGCAAAACUUUUUCCUCGAGAUGUCAUCGUCGUGAAUUAUUUUCCUUUUGAACCUCUCCGAUCGAAUAUCGAUCAAAUUUUGGAAGAUAGAAACGAACUUUUUGGCGAAGAUUGCGGCGAUGAUUCUAUGCCUCGAUCGUUCAGUUUUGGAACUUAUUUGCCGACAGAGAAGUUCUUAGAUUGGCAAGCUGUGAUUUAUACAGAUGACCCUGCUCUUUAUGAAGCUCAUCUUUUAUGUCAAUUCAAGCGUGCAUGCGAAUUCAUUAGUAGCGAUUUUGUUUUCGUGUCUCUUCAUGACAAGAGCUGGACUGAACUCACUAAAAACGUGAUGGAGGAACAACUACAGUUAAAAGUUCAUGGAUUAAAAGGGAUGAUGUAUCUAUAUGAGAAAGAUUUAACGAGCUAAAACGCUUUUGAAUAAGUGUUAAAUUUAGCCAUCCCUUCCCAGAUAUUGUAUUUGACCGUCACGCGACGCAUAAAUAAUUGCAUGUGUCACGAAAUGAGCUAGGAUGAAAAUUAGAACCCAAAGCCGAAUAGGAGACGUGGGUUUAGUUAAAUUUUUUUUUAGGUAUCGAAAUUAAGGAAGUGUGUCUUAGUGAACACGGUUUAGCUCUUUUGGCCCUAAUGUUAUUAAUAACCUUCACCGAUUAGUUGGUUGUCAAGCGUGUAAGUCAUGUAGAAGCCAGACGUUUCACGGCCAAAUGGUUACAAGACACAUCAGUUGCAAUUACACGGUUAGAACAGAUUCGAGAUUAGCUUGUAAGUAUAAAGGAACUGAAAACCGGAUCCAAUAGAAAGGAUUUAUUUGUAGGAGAUAUGACACUAAAAUACUCAUUCUCAGCACGUUUGUUCGACUUUCUGUCCUUAAAUUAAGUUUGUAUUCAUUCGCUCUUUCCUUAAGUGUUAUUUAGUAUUUAACACAAAGGUGAAAAAUGCUUUUUGCGCGCGCUGAUUGGGUUGGUCAGAAGUGAACAGCAAGUUCUAUUCACCUCCUAGCAGCCGAUGAGUUAAAAUCGCCCACAAGAGUUUAA
Pocillopora verrucosa is the source of this 1603-nucleotide messenger RNA. Its product is annotated as histidine N-acetyltransferase-like. The record is from RefSeq and is a predicted model, not a curated record. Gene Ontology annotation, molecular function: acyltransferase activity, transferring groups other than amino-acyl groups. Lineage: Eukaryota; Metazoa; Cnidaria; Anthozoa; Scleractinia; Pocilloporidae.